UGGGCCACCAGGUGCAUUUCCCGCCUGGUCAUCAUGGAGCUCGGGGGUGCAGUGGGCAUCUUCCUGGGCAUCUGCUUCUCUUGCUUGCUGCUCAUCUCUGCGUGGAAGCGGAUGCACAAAGAAGGGAAGCUGCCCCCGGGACCCACCCCACUGCCCUUCCUUGGCAAUAUCCUGCAGGUGAAAACCAGCGAGCCCUUCAAGUCCUUCCUGGGGCUGAGAGAGAAAUAUGGCCCCGUGUUCACAGUCUAUCUGGGCCCUCGGCGGGUGGUGGUUCUCUGUGGACACGACACAGUGAAGGAGGCCCUGGUGGACCAGGCUGAGGAAUUCAGUGGCAGAGGGGAAAUAGCCAGCAUUGACCGGAACUUCAAUGGUUUUGGUGUUGCUUUAGCCAAUGGGGAGCGUUGGAAGCAGCUCCGUCGCUUCUCCCUCACCACCUUGAGGAACUUUGGGAUGGGCAAGCGGUCCAUUGAGGAGAGGAUCCAGGAGGAGGCCCAGUACUUGAUGGAGGAAAUCAGAAAAACCAAAGGUCAACUCUUCGACCCCACCUUCUUCCUGAGCCGCACGGUCUCCAACGUCAUCAGCUCCGUCGUCUUUGGCAGCCGCUUUGACUACGAAGAUAAAACCUUCCUCUCCUUGCUGCAGAUGAUCAACGAAAGUUUUAUAGAGAUGAGCACCCCUUUGGCACAGCUCUAUGAUAUGUAUUCCUGCAUCAUGCAGUACCUGCCGGGACGACACAACCGCAUUUAUUACCUGGUUGAGGAGCUGAAGGACUUCAUUGCCGAGAAGAUCAAAACCAACCAGGCGACGCUUGACCCCAACAACCCUCGGGACUUCAUUGAUUGCUUCCUCAUCCAGAUGGAGAAGGAAAAAGGAAACCUUUCCACUGAAUUCAACCUGAAAAAUUUGGUCCUCACCACCCUCAAUUUGUUCUUUGCUGGGACAGAAACCGUGAGCUCCACCCUGAGAUACGGACUCCUUUUCUUGAUGAAAUACCCAGAAGUGGAAGAGAAGGUCCACAAGGAGAUUGACCAGGUCAUCGGCCCCAAUCGCCUCCCUGCCACGGAAGACCGGCUGAAGAUGCCCUACACCGAUGCUGUAGUCCAUGAGAUCCAGAGGGUGACGGACAUUGUCCCCAUGGGAGUGCCCCACACGGUGAUCCGGGACACUCAGUUCCGGGGGUAUCUUCUGCCGAAGGGCACGGACGUCUUCCCCUUGCUUGGCUCAGCCUUACGGGACCCCAAAUAUUUCAGUGACCCAGAGAACUUCAACCCUGGGCACUUCCUGGAUGAGAACGGCCGUUUUAAGAAGAAUGAGGCUUUUGUACCAUUCUCCUCCGGGAAACGCGUCUGCCUGGGGGAAGCCAUGGCUCGGAUGGAGCUCUUCCUCUACGUCACCACCAUGCUGCAGAACUUCUCCCUGAAGUCCCCCCUGCACCCCAAGGACAUUGAUGUCUCCCCCAAAAUGAGCGGCUUUGGGAACAUCCCCCCCAUCUACCAGCUGAGCAUGCUGCCCCGCUGAUCCCGGGCAUCUGCUGCUUCUCUCCAGCUCUCCUCCUGAUGCUGCUCUGUCCAAGCCCCACAGCCACCUCACCCGGGGAGCCAUUUCCAUCCAGCACGGCUCUUGUCCUGGGCGCCUCCCUGCCUUCUGCUGGGCUACUUGAACCAGAUCCUUGGCUCUGGGAUCUGCUGGGUCAGAUGGAUCCCUCCCUCCCCUGUUCUUUUCUUGAUCUUAAUCAGGGGGCACAAGGAGGGCGUCUGUGGAGGAACCGAUGGCACCCCAAUUCUGCCCUGGGGAAAGGGGUUCAUCUCAGUCAGCUGGCAUCCUGUUCUAUCCCAGCCCUGACCAACUGCUUGGACCUUCAGCUGGGAGGUCUGGCCUCUGCCCUUCUCUCUGUCCAGCUGGUGCCUGGUCCAGGGUUGCUGCACCCACAUCCCACCUAAGACCUUCUCCCAACCAGCAGUGGUAACUGGAUGGGACAUAGAUUUGGAGCAGAGCAUGAUAAAUUCAGUUCCUGGAGAGUUGAAGUCAGACCAGUCUGGAAGUAUUAAAAAAUGUCACAAAACUUA
Crotalus tigris (Tiger rattlesnake) is the source of this 2066-nucleotide messenger RNA. Its product is annotated as cytochrome P450 2G1-like. Gene Ontology annotation, cellular component: intracellular membrane-bounded organelle; cytoplasm. The record is from RefSeq and is a predicted model, not a curated record. Gene Ontology annotation, biological process: xenobiotic metabolic process. NCBI's taxonomy places the organism in Eukaryota, Metazoa, Chordata, Lepidosauria, Squamata, Viperidae. Gene Ontology annotation, molecular function: iron ion binding; heme binding; oxidoreductase activity, acting on paired donors, with incorporation or reduction of molecular oxygen, reduced flavin or flavoprotein as one donor, and incorporation of one atom of oxygen. The coding region runs from base 34 to 1518 and encodes 494 amino acids. The transcript is spliced from 9 exons.